Cryptomeria japonica (Japanese cedar) is the source of this 1706-nucleotide messenger RNA. RefSeq names its product UDP-glycosyltransferase 91C1-like. The coding region runs from base 14 to 1378 and encodes 454 amino acids. NCBI's taxonomy places the organism in Eukaryota, Viridiplantae, Streptophyta, Pinopsida, Cupressales, Cupressaceae. Gene Ontology annotation, molecular function: UDP-glycosyltransferase activity. The transcript is spliced from 2 exons. The record is from RefSeq and is a predicted model, not a curated record.
AGGUGCAACGUCAAUGGCGGAAGAAAAGCAGAGAGAGCUUCGUGUGGUGAUGUUUCCUUGGUUUGCCCACGGUCACAUUACGCCCUUCGUUGAGCUUGCCAAAAGCCUGGCCAGUCAUGAUUUUAAAAUUUUCUUCGUCUCAACCCCGCUGAAUAUCAGACGAAUUGAACCUCAAAUAUCGGACGCUGAGGGAAUAGAUCUGGUGGAACUGGCGAUGCCCUCCGUGGAAGGGCUACCUAAAGGCGUAGAGUCCUCCGCAGAUGCUGCCAAGAGAGGAGAAGCGCCACUCCUACUACCCUUACUCAAAACAGCCAUGGACCUUCUGGAAAAGCCCUUCGAAGCUCUAUUGCGACAGCUCUCACCAGACUUGGUAAUCCACGAUUUGGUGCAGCAUUGGGUUCCUCGUCUGGCCAAGCCCAUUCCCACCAUAUUCUUCCUCAUAUUGGGAAUGGCCAGCUUCAGCUUUGGAGAAGGACAGCUCGACAUCGCACCAGGAAACCCAAUCGCCCAGGAUCUGAUCGUCUCGCCACCCGGAUUCCCUUCAACGAUUAUUCAGCGCCAUUUGUUUCAAGCUCAGAGGGUCCUCGAGCUAUAUGAGAAGCACGCAGAUGGGCUUAGCAUUUCCGAUCGGGCCAGCAUUUGCGUGCGGGAGAGUUGGGCAGUUGCAUGCAAUACGUGUUUGGAGUUGGAAGGGGUGUACGUCGAGUAUUUGCAGAGCCUCAGAAAGCGGCCGGUGAUACCUGUUGGGUUACUCAUGCCUAAACUCCCGCCACUCCCCAUCGAUGACAUUUGCUUGCAGUGGCUCGACAGGCAGCCCGCUGGUUCGGUGGUGGUCUUGUCUUUUGGCAGCGAGUACGUUCUAACCCAACAAGAGCUCGCCGCAAUUGCAAUGGGUCUGCUGGAGAGCACGGUGUCAUUCCUCUGGGUUCUGCCUGCCGGAAACGACUUGCUGCAAGGCUUCCAAGAUCAGAUCGGGGAAAAGGGAUUGGUGGCGACAAAGUGGGUUCCACAGUUACAUAUUUUGAAUCAUUCUUCUAUAGGUGCGUUUUUAACUCAUUGUGGGUGGAAUUCAAUGACAGAAGGGUUAAGGUUUGGGGUGCCACUCAUAACUCUUCCAAUGCAAUUUGAGCAAGGGUUAAAUGCAAAGCUUGCACAAGAGCUUAAGGUUGGAGUGGAGGUGAGAAGAAAUGAAGAGGAUGGGUCUUUUACCAAGGAGGAUAUUUGUAAAGCAAUUAGAAUGGUAAUGAUAGGAGAAGAAGGAGCACAAAUUAAAUGUAAUGUCACAAAGCUAAGUGACAUGUUGACUAGCAAUAAUUUUCAAGUUAGGGAAAGAAACAUAAGGAACUUUGUCUCCAUGUUUAGAACUUUCAAUAAAUAAUUAGGCUGAUAGGUUUGAAAUUGUCUCUAUUCUUAGAGUCUUUAGAAAAUGAUUAGGUGUAUAGUGUCAGCUAUUGUGUUUCCUAUGGUUUGGAAGUCUUGGUGUGUGUUAGAUUGUUAUAUUGUGUUUGUUUGUCACAGAGUUAAAACCAAGGUUCAUAAGAUUAUAUGUUUGUGUGUUAGUGUUUAGUAAGUGUUUUCAAUAGUUUUCUAUGUAAUCAUGUGUUUGUGCAUGAAGAAUUGUAAGAAGGCUUAUAUAAGCCACUUUAUUUUUCUAUGUAUUUCAUCCUAUCACUUCCAUAUAUAGAAUACAUUACUUAUUGUGUGUG